AUUUGAAUUAAUCGUUCCCGAAUAGUUAGAUAGUUUGUCAAUGACGUCAGAGGAAAAUUAACCGACAGACUACAAGGUUUCGGUACUACUAAUUUUGUUACCCAAUGGCUGCAAACAGUCACUGGGUUUGUUUUUUUCCGUUUAAUGUUUCAAAUUGAUCUAUUUAGUAGACACAUAGGAACUCUACGCUAUACGCGCAGGGAUCGUAUGUACGAUGAAAAAAUCUUAGAGACGGUUCAUGAUUAAUUGCAGCUGCGUUAAUUUUGAGUAACUAAAUAAUUUGUUGGAAAGUCGAAGGGAAGUUUGGGCUUUAACCUAAACGUUUCAAAUGUCAGCCACAAAUGACGCAUACCUUUCAUUCUGAUAUACCUCAUCGUGAUAAAAAUAGUCGUUGCUUCGGCGUUGCAAGCAAAUGCAAUAAACGAAGUCAGUAAAGUUUCAUGCGGUGACAUAUGUACGGAUACGUCACGCGAGUGAAUGCCAUGGCAUAAGAGAGAAAGGGGCGUGGCCUUCCUUAACCAACUUGUGUGGUAGUGUUAAAUGCUAUUAUUCAUAGGUAUCAGAUACACAGGGUGAAAAUGACAUAUAUCGAUCGAAUUUCGUAUGUUGUGCGUGCUUCGGGAUAGAGGACAGGUAUUAUUACGUGAUAAACGGGCUGUCAAGUGAUAACAAAGUAAUAAUGAACCGCAGGUGUCUAACGUAAAUAUUAAAUCUAAUAAACACCGUUCGUCUGUCCGAAAAAUGUUCACCAAGAUCUGUGUAUACUUUUAUUCGGCAGCAUCUCACCGGGUCUUGGAAACAUGUAAAUUUGCAUUGAGAUGAGUGGCGCAAAUGUUGAAGAAUCUUCCUAUUUGAAAGUGGAGCACGACUUUGAGUACAGAACUAAUGACGGUCGUCAAAUUGCUAUAAAAAAAGAUGAGAGGCUUUAUCUUAUACAAAAGACCAAUAACGAUUGGUGGAAAGUUAUACGGAAUAAGGAACAACGGUCAUUUUAUGUUCCGGUGACAUAUGUUACUGAAUUGGGCAGUGUUUCGUCGCCGAAUAAAUUCACAGGCCCGGGUAAACAUGAUGCGAUAUUUCAAACUACUUCGAGAGAUCAUUCAGCCAGGAGAAGAAAUGUUGAGAAUUGGCUUUCGACUACCGUUAAGAUGUUGCCGGAUGGAUCGAGAAGUCCUGAGAAUUUAGAACAGUAUAAUAGAUUGGAAAAUUUCGAAGAUGCAGGGAUGAAAGAGAUCAAAAAUCGAAUUGUCCAACAGAAGCAGAGCCUUCAAGGAAAUGAGAAAAGCAACGAAAUUAAAAAUGAAAAGAAAAGUUUAGAACGUUUCAGAAAUGUCGUUAGAAAGAUUUCCAGCAGUAUGCAUGUGUCACAAGAUACUUCUGCACACAACACAUCUGCCAGAAACUCUCAAACAAGAGAUGUAAUGCGCACGGUGGUGGAAAAUGUAGAUGGAAAAUCAGCACCAGCUUCAAACUAUCCUAUAUAUUCACCAAAGGAGGCUAAAGAACCUGACCGCACCCUAUUUGUAUACCAAAAUCCACCUCAGCAGCAAAUUCUGCACAGUAUUUCCCAUUGCCAAAAGUCAGCGAUGAAUCCUACAAACCCUAUAGGCUGCACGGAGUCUAUUGAUGAUUGCAGAAGUGUAAAUUUAGACUCUUCGUUAAUUAAACAUAGUCCAAGAUCGAGACCUUCCACAAAAGAAUCAAAAUUAUCUGUACAAAAGAACAUCGCGACAAAAAGGUCUGACAAUAACAGCACCGAUCGUUGCGCAGUGACACCAAAUAUUGAGAUGAAGCCCAGCUCACCGAUUUCUGCUGGUAAUAAAGUUGCAAUGUCUUCGACUUCUCCAUCACUGCAGGGCAGUGGUAGCACAUUUGAUUACUCUGAGAAGGCAAUGAGAAUUUUAAAUGACAAACGAAAGUCAUGGGCUGUUGAAGAGCUGAUGAGUGAAUUGACCCAGAUUCGCAAGGAACGAGUAGAUGACAAUGCCUCUAAUUUUGUGUUGAGAAGCAUAGAAAUUAAGGAUGGAUUUGAUCCACUUGAAAAGCUCACUCAAGAGCUUCACGAUCUUCAUACAUCCCAACACGAGAAUUCCACAGUUUCCAAUUCUCCGAAAGCGGACUUCAAAAGUGAAGAUGAUAUUAAAGAACCGCCAGAAAUUUCAAUAUGUAAAGAGAACGAAACCACGAUGGUACCUUUAAAGAGUCCAAAGAACCUGGCACAAACUGAAUCUACAUUCAAUAAAUCAAAAUCACCAAAGAGUAGAAUUUCACUGACCAACAGCGAAGUCUGUUCAAUUUCAACUGAUAUCAAUAAUUCCUGUAAGUUUACCAAACGACAGGACGAAUAUGAGGAGGCAAACAUACUGAACGACGAAUCAAGAAUACCGAUUAAUGUCAGGGAUGAAGGGAGUGAUAGGAAAGCGACUUUAUCUGCUGAUAAAGAGCAUUACGUAUUGUCUUAUCAGCAGAAUUCACAGCUGUUUAAAUCGGAGAGUAGUGAUAAUUUGGCUAAAUUUGAGAAGCCAAGUUAUUCAAAUGUUUUGAACAAAUUGAAAAACGAAACUAAGGUACGACCACAGCUAAAGUUGAAGAUAAAAAACGUGGAUACAAAGAUAAAGCUGACGCCAUCACUGGAAAAACUGGCAAGUGAGAUACAAUUUUUACCUGCCAGUAGAACUUCCAUUGUAGAUAGCGACACACAACAAUCUACACCAACCGAAAAUAAAUGGCCUCAGGGUCACGCUGAUCAAAAGAGGGUAACGACAAAGACGGAAACAAUCGAGCCCGCAGCGAUAGAUAUAUUGGAAAGUAGAGACGACCUAAUAAAUGUUGACCAAGAUAGUGAAAUGUGGAAAAAUUUCAAAUCGAAAUUGAAUUACAGAGGCAGCUUUAAGUCAAAACAAGAACAGAAGAGUCAAGUUGUUACCAAAGAUGUGACUUUCGACAAUGAGCACUCGGAAAGUGUCACAAAGCCUGGGAGAAGGAAAAUAAAAAAGUCAGCAACAUUCAAUUGUGUCGCUGUGCCUGAGUAUUACAAACACUUCCAAAGACAUGAAGGUUCCGAAUACUGUUCUCGCAUCUCGCCGACAUUGAGGACUAAACGAAGAAGUCAGAGUCUUGAGAAUAUUAAAUUAUUGGUAAACAGGGAGCUAAAGCACACAUUAGCAGCUUCAAAGAGAGCAAAUGGGGCUCAAAAUGCCUUGCACAAGUCGGUUGCAAAGCCUAUUCCCAGUUGUCGCAAAAUCCAGCCAAUGAAAGAUGUCCGAGAAAGUAUUGGGGCUGAAUCGCCAUGCUCGCAUCAAGGGGUUCAAGCCAGUGUUCAAGUCCUGCCGCCGUCGAUAUCAAGGAGUUACGAAAAUCUGAACGAAGGUUUUAACAAUCUAAAAGUGUUUGAUGCCAACAAGAGCACUGCUGUGAGCUUCAAAAAUUUGUUAUGCACAUCUGAUAGCGGCUCGGACGAGUAUCUCCAUUACAAAGCAUUUCCAAAGAGUUCCAUCAGCAGGAACGAACGCUUGGCAUUUAGCUCAGACAGCAAAAUCAAUUCCAAGGUUGUCGUCAGUUCCGAGAGCUUGCCCGUCAUCGACAGAAGCAUAUCGGACGAGCAAAUACUUAGCUCGAAUAUUAGUUCCGAAGCACUUUUUAGCCAAUCGGAAUCCGAGGUUUAUGCUUUGUCUGAAGUUUCCAACACCUCGAGUCCCAUUACCGUAGAUCGUGAUAGAGAAAAUUUUGUAAAUCUACCGCCGGGAUGGACCCAAGAAUACGAUCAACAGUCGAAACAAAUCUGCUUUGUUAAUACAUGGGGAGAGAAGUGGUUCUCAUCCAAUGAUGCGGAAGGUAAAAUUUACUUUUUUGAGGAAAACAGCAACGAAUCAUCGUGGAUACUUCCCAGCAUUCCAGCUACUGAGCCAACCUUAAGAAAUAUGGAGGGAAAUCAUGACGAUAUUGAGCUCAGGACCAAUUCAGGCAGUGAAAAACUCCGAAUUGGGAAAGCUCGCAGCUUGCUCGUGGGAAAUCAAAGACCAACUAAGAAAGAACUUGCUGCACGUCGGUCAGGAUCACUUUCGCAUGAUUGGCCGCAGUUAUUCGAUGGCAAUAUGUGCAUUCUUAAGGAGGGAAUAUUACAGAGAACUAAAAUAACUGAAAAUGGUAAAAAGUUGAGGAAACAUUGGAGCACGUCGUACGUUGUGUUGUCAGAAUUGUUCUUGUUGUUCUUCAAAGAUGCUAAAAGCUUUUCCGCUAUGAAAUCGGGGCAAUCGGUAGCAGCAAAACCAGAUAUAUCUGUGGAUCUUAAUGGUGCCAUUAUAGAACCUGAUGACAAAGUGAGCAGUAGAAAAAAUGUUUACAUUAUCAGCACUAUACUUGGUCUACAAGUUUUAAUUCAAAAUGACAAUACCACAGUCGCUAACGAAUGGUUCAAAGAGAUAUAUGAUGUCAUCCACAAUCUCCCCUCUGGUUUUGAAGCUCAAACACUGUUGCCUCCUAGCUUAGAGCGGCCGCGAGAUACCAAAAGUAAACAAUUUCUGAACGUUAAUUCAAUCGAGGAGAGUAAAGUUGUCUCAAAAAUUGGACGAACAAGAUCUGUUAAAACAAUUGGUAAUAUCGCUAGCGUUUUUAAAAAGAUCGAAGGCUCGACUGAAGAUCUCAGUGGAUCCUCAGCUGAACGUCAAACAAAAAUAAAAGCAAAGUUAAAACGCUUCUUUCAAAGGAGACCAACGAUGGAUUCCCUCGUCAAGAACGGUAUAUACAAAGACGAGCCGGCGUUUGGCUCAUAUUUGAAAGACGUGUGCUCACGGGAGCCUCCAAUGGUACCUAGAUUUGUGAAAUCUUGCAUCGAAAUAUUGGAAAGCAAUCUGGAAAAUAUGAAAGCUGACGGGUUGUACAGAGCAAGUGGGAAUCUAAGUCAAAUUCAGAAAAUUCGUUUGCAAGUAGACCAGAACAAUUUUGAUAUCUUGGCACAAGAGGAAGACGUCCACGUACUGACAGGAGCUCUGAAAUUAUUUUUCCGUGAAUUGAAAGAGCCGCUUAUUCCCUAUGAGUUUUUUGAACGGGCUCUAAGGGCAAGUAUGUCUAAGAAGAAAUCAGAGAAAAUCCAAGUCUUUAGGGAGAUUGUUCGGGGGCUUUCUCAGCCGCAUUACGACACGUUGCAACUAUUGCUGCAACAUUUAUUGAAGGUGACCUCGUACCAGAAGUAUAACCGCAUGCAUAUACCAAAUUUGGCAAUAGUGUUUGGGCCAACAUUGAUGUGGCCUAGGGUUGAAAGUGCAAAUAUGGCAUUAGAUCUUAUGCAGCAAAAUUUGGUCAUCGAAUGUCUGCUGUCAGAGUACGAUAAAAUAUUCAAAUGACAGAUAGACGACGGAAGAAUCUGCAAUAAUAAAUGAACUGUAAUGCCUGUGGAUCAUGUAAGAUAAAAAGACGUCCGGUUCAUUUACACCGUGAAACAAAAAUUCGUUAAGUUUUCAAUAUUCUAAAGCAUAAAGUUUAAUAAUAUAGCUUGCGUUAUUUAUGUAAAAAAAAAAGAACCACUUAGAAAACCGUUAUCGAAUUCGAUCAAAGGAACAGGAGAAAAUAUUAUACAUAAACACAAAUUAAUACUCACAUGGAAAAUGGCAUAUUACGAAUAGAAUUUAACAAUAGAAUUUCUUUUAAAUAUCGCCGUAAAUGUUUUCACCACAUCUUUGGAUAUUAUACAUACAAUUGUAUAAUAACCUGUGUACGUUUACAUACUUAUAUUGUUUGUAAACAGUUAUCCAUUUCAGUUUUUUAAAUGAGUAUAUGAAAACUAUAAUACCGUUAUACGACUAGCUAUGAUUUUGAAUCAAUCGCGUAAGACUAUCAGUAUGUAUUGAAUAGUAAAAAAGUAUUCAAGAGAGGAUUCAAUUUCAAAAGAAGCAAGUGUCUUAGUUUCUGAUUUCAAAAUUUCUUUCAAAUUGCAAAUGUUGGAGACAGACUGCUUGACGAGACCAAUCAUUGAAGUAAAUCAUCAAUGCUCACAGUAAAUAAUUAAUUCAUAUGAUAUUGAGAAUUUGCCGUGAUUACAAAAUCGUUACUUCAGUAGCUCCGCUUCUUGUGUACCUGAGUAACGAUGAGAAUAUGAUUCAGCGUCAAAGUCCUUAUGUAAUGUAUAGUAUAAUAUAAUGUUGCUUAAUAUAUUAUAAUUUUCAUUCCAUAUUUUAUUAAGAGAAAUAUAUUUUCAAAUAACAGCUAUAUUUUUAUUACGUGAGGUGAAGAAAAAUAUUGCUGAGCGUCACAACAUAAUAUACCUAUAUAUAUAUACAUAUAUGUAUGAUGAUGCAAUAUGUGUGAUUAUGUAUGUAUACAUAUCAUGACACACUGUACCUAUGUAAACCAAAACAUGAGAGCUUUAGGAAAUAAAACUAUAAAUGUACGUACAA
Molecule: messenger RNA, 6392 nt
Organism: Neodiprion fabricii
Lineage: Eukaryota; Metazoa; Arthropoda; Insecta; Hymenoptera; Diprionidae
Exons: 11
Coding region: 819-5342 (1507 amino acids)
Biological process (GO): signal transduction; regulation of GTPase activity
Cellular component (GO): cytoplasm
Molecular function (GO): protein binding
Source: RefSeq, a predicted model, not a curated record